GCCCCGCAAUUCUGCCUUUGCGGAAGUCCCUGGAACUGGAACGUUGUGUAUCGUUUUGGUUCUAUCCGCUCCCACGCGAGGCAAAGCCGGCCGAAGAGCACGUGGAAGUUCUACGGAUGGAGCCUUCAAUCCGCCGGCUGUGGGUCCAGCUCAGAUUCACAGUUGCGAUUUGAUGAUGCUGAGUAUUUCCACCUCCUCUUUCUGCUCUUCACGACACCGACGAGGAGCAGCGGAUAAAUGAGCGGGUUCCCGCGGAAGAAGACCAAGCGCACAAAAAGGGAGGCUAACUCGUGAUGAGUGAAAUCCAGACGAACCCGUGGCAACGCGGGUCUUCGUUGGUCACGCCCCGGUAGUGGAUCCAGUGACCUCUGCAUCUCCUGAUCUCGUUAACCCUGCAUGAAAUUCGGGCUGAUGGAUUCCAGGAUCGCUGAUGGGUGAAAGGCCGUGGGAUGAUGAUGCCACCACGCCCGUUCAUGCCUGGGAUUAAAUGAUGUAAAAGCAGAUUUUCAUGUGCUGAAAUGCUUAGGGAGUAGGCGGGAGUCUCCCUUUUGCGACGAAGCAACCGCCUCUGUUUCAAGAUUGCCGAUUGCCUGUUUGUAAACUCGUUCUGCAGUCAAUUCUCAAAUGUUUUCCAAAGUGGGGGACGGGAACCUAAGCAGCGCCCCCUCCAGGCAUCUCCCUCCUGCUCCUUGAUGUCUCCAGGACUAUGACUACAUGGUAUUGCUAUUCCACUGUCCGGAUUUUCCUUUCUAAUGCCAGAAUCCUCACUGUGAGAAGCUCUCUGUGUACAGGAAGGACAUGGGGUAGGGGGCCUUGUCUCUGGUUCUUCGCUGGGGAGGCUCCAAGCUGCUUUCCAUGCAAAGCCUUGGUAAAGACCUCUCUGGUGUGCUGGGGGGCUGCGGGAUUACCUUGGGGUGCAAGGUGCGAAGGGGCACCCAAUGGAGGAGCCCAAAUAAAAGGAGAUGCCUGUCUCAACACAGGAGGCCUUUCUCCAGCUGGUUUCCUCCAGCGUUUAGGACUAGCCUUUUCCCUCGCGAUCCGAGCCUGCGUCCUCCUGCUGAAGUUCGGGCCUUUGAUUUGGCUUUACCCCUUGAGCUACAUCUCCCCGGGUUUUGCAUCGCUCUGGCUCCGUCUUCUGCUCAAGGCGACGGAGUCUUCGGGCCCCACCUACAUCAAACUGGGGCAGUGGGCCAGCACAAGGAGGGACCUCUUCUCCGAAGAGUUCUGCGCCAGGUUCUCCAAGCUCCACAUCAAGGUGGUCCCUCACCCUUGGGGCUACACCCAACGUUCUUUGGGGAAAUAUCUGGGGGAAGGCUGGGAAAAGGUCUUCACCUUUGACAGCCAGGAACCCGUUGGGUCUGGCUGCAUCGCCCAGGUGUACAAAGCUUACGUGGACAUCUCCGCUCUUGGACAGCCGGUGCUGAAGGAACUCUCCAAGGGCACUGCGGUGGAGUCUGCUCUGGAAGCCUGGCAGGUGUCUGGUCUUAAGGGAGUCCUCAGGUGGCUUUGGAAGAGGAAGGAUGGAAGCAUUUCUGAAGGAGGUGGUGUCCGUCGGUUGCUUCCCAAUAAUGGCUUUGAUGGACACGUUAAGCAGAAUUCUGUUUCUGGAUAUCUGGACACAGCUUUAUCCUGUCCCAAGAGGGACCGCCUUGUUCCAGUAGCCAUUAAAGUGCUGCACCCCGGAUUAGCUGACCAGGUCCAAAUGGAUCUGUUUCUGAUGAAGACUGGCAGUCGACUCCUUGAGCUUCUCCCGGGGGUCAAGUGGCUCAGCCUGACGGAGAUUGUGGAGGAGUUUGAGAAACUAAUGAUUCAGCAGAUUGACUUGCGCUAUGAAGCAAGGAACCUGGAACGCUUCCGUCUUAACUUCCAGGCUGUGGAUUAUGUGAAGUUCCCAGUUCCUCUUCGCCCUUUCGUGACAAGAAACAUCCUCGUGGAAACAUAUGAGGAGAGCACACCCAUAGCCCAGUACCUGCAGACUGAGGCCACAAAGGAGCUGCGCUGGAAAAUAGCUCAGAUGGGUAUGGACAUGAUUCUAAAGAUGGUGUUUGUUGAUAACUUUGUCCAUGCUGACCUGCACCCUGGGAAUAUCCUGGUCCAGGGCGCAGAGGGCUUCCGUGAUCAUCCCGAGGACCGGACCACCAUUGUGGACCUGUUGGACACACUCAUUCUGGAAGUGCAGCCUUCUCGCCCCCCACUUCGCCUGGUGCUUCUGGAUGCGGGAAUCAUAGCAGAGCUGCAGGGUCCAGAUCUCAAGAACUUCCGGGCGGUCUUCACGGCUGUGGUAUUAGGGCAGGGGGAGAGAGUGGCAGAGUUAAUCCUUCACCACUCCAGAGCUAACCGGUGCAAGGAUGUGGAGAGAUUCAAAGCUGACAUGGCAGAGCUGGUGACAAAGGCCAGGGACAGCACUGUAGCUUUGGGAAAGUUCCAAGUAGCAAGCCUGCUGUCCAGUGUUUUCAAGUUACUGAUGACGCAUCAGGUAAAGCUGGAGAGCAACUUUGCCUCUGUGGUCUUUGCCAUUAUGGUUUUGGAAGGCCUUGGACGCUCACUGGACCCUGAACUGGAUAUCCUCAAGGCAGCUAAACCUUUUCUAAUCAAAGCUCCAAGUCCCCUCCUGGCACAGUGACGGACACUGGUUAGGGUGGUCUUUUGAGGCCCUUUCAUUAAAGAACUGCUCAUUUGCUACUAGUCAGGUGGCUUUCAACCUCUACGUUUAAAACCGGAAGACUUGGCUGAGAACUGCUGUUCAGUUUAUCCACAUUGAGACCAGAAGUGUUCAGGGGCUGAAACAUCUCUAUUUGCAUUGUGAUAAUUGAUAUCUAUUCCCAUUACGGCAAGGGGUGGGGGAACUGUAGCCCUCCAGGCAUUGCUUGACUACAACUCCCAUUAUCUCUGACCAUUGGGUUGUGCUGGCCUGGGACUAAUGGGAGUUGGGGUACAGCAAGGUCUGAAGGGAGCCACAGGUGGUUUUAGGGAAUGCGGUUCUCCUGUAGUUCAAAGGAAAUUACAGCCCUGCGUGGGUUGGGCGCCCUAUCAAGUCACCUCUAGAUAGGUGAGCCUACCAGAGACUAUUCCCAUCUCACAAAUAUUGCAAGCUUUAAGGACAUCAUGCCUGUUUACAGCCUCAGCACUUGCCUUGCUCCAUUGCCAAGAACUGGAAAGGUAAAGGCAGCUUAUACAUCAAACUACUUUCAGUAUGAAAAGCAAGCACUCUUCAGUUAAUAUUGGUAUGGUGCAUGAUAAGAAUCUUGCCUAUCUUCUGUUAAAUUUGUCUAAAAUGUGUUUGGAACAUGACAUGUUUGAAAUGCCAUCUUGCUCUUUGCUCUUAUGCUGCUAAGCAGCUGCUUCUGUCCACAUGGGGAAUUAAAAAAAUACCUUGUUUUUACAAAUGGAUCGACUUGGUUCUAAAUGUCACCUUUGAUACUGGGGAAACUGGGUUUAUGAAUAAACAGUUUUGAAUGGGAA
This is a messenger RNA of Podarcis muralis (Common wall lizard), 3462 nucleotides long. RefSeq names its product aarF domain containing kinase 2 (gene ADCK2). Lineage: Eukaryota; Metazoa; Chordata; Lepidosauria; Squamata; Lacertidae. The record is from RefSeq and is a predicted model, not a curated record. Gene Ontology annotation, cellular component: mitochondrion.